Dermacentor silvarum is the source of this 497-nucleotide messenger RNA. RefSeq names its product dual oxidase. The transcript is spliced from 3 exons. Lineage: Eukaryota; Metazoa; Arthropoda; Arachnida; Ixodida; Ixodidae. Gene Ontology annotation, molecular function: heme binding; peroxidase activity. The record is from RefSeq and is a predicted model, not a curated record. Gene Ontology annotation, biological process: response to oxidative stress. The annotation marks the transcript as partial.
UUUUAAUUUGUCUUUUUUUCUUGCAGACAAGCUGUUCGGCCCUGUGGAGUUUACGCGUCGUGACCUUGCGGCAUUGGACAUUAUGCGGGGCCGGGACAACGGGCUUCCAGACUACAACACAGUGCGCCGUCACCUGGGCUUACCGCCAAUCACCAACUGGACACAGAUCAACGAGAAACUCGCCCGCACAAACUCGGAGCUGUUCGACAAGCUUCGCAAGUUGUACCGUGACCAGCUGGACAAGGUGGAUCUGUUCGUGGGUGGCAUGCUGGAGUCCGACGAAGGCCGGCCUGGCCCGCUUUUUCGCAAAAUUAUCCGGGAGCAGUUCGAACGCCUCCGGGAUGCCGAUCGCUUCUGGUUUGAGAACCGGCAAAAUGGAAUGUUCUCGGCAAAAGAAAUCGAAGGCAUCCGGAAGAUCCGCAUGUACGACAUCAUCCUCGCAGCCACGGAUAUAAGAGCACACGAGAUUCAGAAGAACGUUUUCUUCCACGUCAAAG